UCUGACCCCUCUCCCACAGCUGGAGGUGCAGUUCAUCGUGUGGGGCGCCCACCAUCACCCGGAGAAGGAGUUCUGCUCCUACCUGCAGUACCUUGAGUACCUGAGCCAGAACCGGCCCCCCCCCUCUGCCUACGAGCUCUUUGCCAAAGGCUAUGAGGACUAUCUACAGUCCCCCCUGCAGCCCCUGAUGGACAACCUGGAGUCCCAGACCUACGAGGUCUUUGAGAAGGACCCCAUCAAAUACUCCCAGUACCAGCAGGCGAUCUACAAGUGCCUGCUGGACCGGGUGCCCGAGGAGGAGAAGGAGACGAACGUGCAGGUGGUGAUGGUGCUGGGGGCCGGCCGGGGCCCGCCAGGCCAGCCGGCGGGUGAAGAUCUACGCUGUGGAGAAGAACCCCAAUGCGGUGGUGACGUGAGUGCCCGCAGCCGCGUUGGAGCUCGCUGAAAGCUAGGCCCUGUG
Pelodiscus sinensis (Chinese soft-shelled turtle) is the source of this 460-nucleotide messenger RNA. The record is from RefSeq and is a predicted model, not a curated record. Lineage: Eukaryota; Metazoa; Chordata; Testudines; Trionychidae.